UCGUCUGCGGGUACUGCAAGCAAACUUAGAAGGACUCUAGCUAGUUUAGCCGGCAGUGAAUCUCACCGUUUUUGAGCCGACACGUAAAAAAAAUGCAGGUCCUACUCGGAAUAAGUUUUUUACUACUUGUUCAGAUUGUUGUCGUUACUGGGCAGCAGUGCUCCGAAGAGGGAGUGGUGAGGUUGGCGGAUGGCGUGAAUGUGGACGGAGUGAGAGUUAGCGGCAGAGUGGAGAUCUGCAUCAACCAACAGUGGGGCACGGUGUGUGACGACGACUGGGACGUUGCGGAGGCCCGCGUCGCCUGCUCACAACUGGGUGCUUUCGACUUCGCUAUUGCUUUAACCGAAUACGGCGGUGGAUCUGGUCGAAUUCAUUAUUUUUCUUGUGCUGGGAAUGAAAAUGGUCUUCUGAACUGUUCGAGCGAUCUAGAUGUUGAUUACUGCUACCACAUUGAAGAUGUUGGAGUUUUGUGUUAUAAUGCGGAGUGUAAUGAGACUGAUAUUAGACUGGUUGAUGGCAGGACUCCUAAUGAUGGACGGGUGGAGAUAUGUUUUGAGGGGGUGUGGGGAUCUGUGUGUGACGACAGUUGGGAUGAAAGAGAUGCAGAAGUGCUGUGUAGACAAUUGGGGUAUGAUGGAAGGCCUAUUGCGCUGAUGAGCCACCCAGUUUUGUCUAAUUACCCACUGCUAUAUCACUUGGAUGAUAUUGACUGCACUGGAAGCGAAGACAUGUUGAGUGAUUGUGCACAUGGCGGAAUUGGUGUUCACAAUUGUAUGGAAAUGGCAGAAGAAGCUGGAGUUACAUGCAGUGAGUGCAACGAGACUGAUGUAAGACUGGUUGAUGGUGUGACUUCUGACGACGGACGAGUUGAGAUAUGUUUCAAUGGGCUGUGGGGCUCAGUAUGUGACAACAGUUGGGACUACAGAGAUGCUAGAGUUGUUUGUCAGCAAAUGGGGUACAAUGGAACGUCUGUCGCACUGUCAAGUCAUCGCGUGUUAACAGACGAGUCGCUGUUCUAUUAUCUUGAUGAUGUUGACUGCAAUGUGAACGCAAACUUACUGAGUGAAUGCGGCAUAGAGGAGUUGGUAUUCAUAACUGUGGUGUGGGGUAUGAAGAAGCUGGAGUUAUAUGCAGCAACGCCGUUGAUUGCAAUGAAACUGAUGUUAGGCUGGUUGCGGGUACAACCCCCUAUGAUGGACUGGUUGAGAUUUGUCUCUAUGGGCUGUGGGGCUCAGUGUGUGACACCAGAUGGGACUACAGGGACGCUGGAGUUGUGUGCCGACAGCUGGGAUAUGAUGGACCCUCACAUCCUUUGCUAAGCCACGAUGGCAGUAGAGAACUGCUGUAUCAUCUGGAUGAUGUCCACUGUGAGGGAACUGAGAGCAGUCUCAGUGACUGCAGUCACAGAGGUAUUGGGGUGUAUUACUGCUCCCUGUAAGAAGCAGCUGGAGUCGUAUGUAGCUACCAAUGUAACAUGUAUUGACGGGACAGUCCACCUGGUUGGAGGUGAUGAUGUAUCACAAGGGAGAGUGACGUACUGCUAUAAUGGAACCUGGUACUCUGUCUGCGCCAGUGACUGGGAUACCACAGGAGAGGAGGCAAGAGUUGUCUGCGAAACCAUCAGCUAUGAUACAUCUUACUAUGCUUCAGUCGUUGUCAACUAUGGUCGAGGGACUAAUCCCAUCCUCCCACUGAGUAUUCAAUGUGCCAGUGGUACCAGUACAUUCAGUGACUGCUCUACAACUCAGCUUGAUGUUAAUCAGUGUUCACAUGCUGCUGGAGUGGACUGCUUCGCGAUUUGUACGACAGUUGGUCUUACUGACUGCAGCCAAUGCAGCGGUGAAUCCUGCACCAGCUAUUAUGGCUGUCGCUGUGGCUCUGACUGCUUCUUUUUAUGGCGAAUGCUGCCCCGACAUCUCAGUGACAAAGAAUUGCUUUGUGGAAGAGUGUGAGCACGGAGCAGUUCGUCUGGUGGGUGGACUAACAGACUCCACCGGGAGACUGGAGCUCUGUGCUCUUGGGGUGUGGGGCAAAGUCUGCAAUGCUUUUGGAUAUUGGGGUCCUGACAAUGCCAGAGUGGUGUGCCGUCAACUAGGCUUCUCCAAAGAUGGUGCAUACACCCUGAAAGAUGACAUAGAGCGAUUUGGGACCAGUGGUAAAGAUGCAGUAAUAGGAGAAGUCCACUGCAUUGGAACAGAGUCAGGGCUAUUGGAAUGCUCUCACAGCAGCAUUGGGUUCCACUACUGUAGUCCCUACUAUUUGGAUUAUGACGAACCAGACAUUGUCAUCAGCUGCUAUGAUGAGGUGAGAGGCUGUGGGGAUGGAGAGGUGAGGCUGGAUGGUGGGUUUACCUCUUCCACUGGUCGAGUAGAGGUCUGCAUGGACAGAAGAUGGGGAGGAGUCUGCAGUGAUGGGUUCGAUAUGAAAGAUGCUAGAGUCGUGUGCAGUGAGCUAGACUUCAACCCAGGAGAUGGUGCAAUAAUUGAGGGGCCUGUUACCCUUGAGGCUAGUCCAGUGUUUGUUGGGAGUGUGACAUGCACGGGCUCCGAGCAGAGUUUUAGUGAAUGCAGUCACAACAGGCCACCCAGUGGAGGGUGCUCAGUUGCAGCAAUUUCUUGUGGAAUGUCAAGCUCCAAUCAGCCGAGAUGUACCGAAACUUUCCCUACUUCAGUGCCUGACAUACAGAGUUAUGGAGAGUGUUUGGUGUACAAAUCAGAAACUGCCAUAUGUGAAGGUGUAGUGAGACUUGGCAUCGAUCAUGUGUACGCCAGAUCAAGACUGGGAGACCAGAACACCAUCGCACAACUUCUCAACGAGAAUCUCAAGACAGUAGUGACUGUGAUUGCUGAUCAUAAUGAUCUCUGUGUGAAGCAGGUUUUAAGAGUUCUUUGCAAUUUCUACCUACCACCCUGUGGUAAUUCCACCCACCCUGUCCCUCCUUCCUCCAUCUGUCAAGAGGAGUGUCAUAUGGUACAGGAAAAGUGUCAGAAAACGUGGGAUGCCCUUUAUCUAGCCUUCAGGAGUGUAGCUCCAAUUCUCAACUGCAACGAUACAUCCAGUUUGCUGUUCCCUAUCCCACACUGCUGUACAGGUGCUGGACUAGGCAUCUCACCGGGGGAUCAAGACUCAUCACAGCAGGGAGACAAUGGAGGGGAUGUGGCAGGGGUUGUCAGCAGUGUUAUUGUUGUCAUUCUACUGCUUGCUGUGGCAGCUGCUGGGGCUGUUCUAUUGUUGGUGGUUUUGCCCAGGAGACAUAAGAGAAAACGAAUGGAGAGAAUGCAACUUGACAUACUAGCCCUCCCUGGAAAUGAUGCCCCGAUCCUUGCCUCAGUAACAGAGACAGCAAUGACAACCCACAACAUAGAGAUGGAACCAGGAGAGAAAGGAGCUGCUAUGGGGGCUUCCGUUGUCACAUAUAACCCUUACAGGAAGACAUACAGAGCUGGUAUACAUAGCUGCAAUUUGGUCACUAUAAUAGGUCAGCCAGUGUCUAUGAAGGCAUCUGAUGAUUCAUCGAGCUCUCUACAAGUCCCUGAGUCCAGGAACAGGGUCCCCACAUAUCACAUGAGGGAGCUAGCAAGGGGGAAGUUCCUUCUCAACAUUGAUGACAUCACUUUAUUGGACUGCAUUGGAGAAGGGGAGUUUGGAAUAGUCUACAGAGGCAGAGUUGGACUUACAAAGCGGGACGUGGCCGUGAAAACACUGAAAGGUGAUUUUGAUCAGGAUGAGGUUGACAAGUUUGUGGAGGAGAGUUUGAAGAUGGGUCGAUUCAAACAUGCUCAUGUGAUGGGUCUCAUUGGAGUCUGUCUCAAUGCUGGCUCCGCCCCUUACAUCAUCAUGCCUUAUAUGGGCAACGGGAGUCUUUUGAAGUACCUCAAGAAAGAGAGAAAGAGCAUUGUACUCUCUGAUGAAGCUGAUGAAGAUGAGGUGAAGGAGGUUCGUAAGCGGCUGAUGGUGAUGUGUUCCCAGAUAGCCAGUGGGAUGGAGUACCUGUCAGCUGACAAAUACGUCCAUAGAGACCUCGCUGCUAGGAACUGCAUGAUCGAUGCUCAUUUCAUGAUCAAGAUCGCAGACUUUGGUCUGUCGGAGGAUGUGCUUGAGAAGAACUACUUCAGACAGGGAGGUGGAAGUGGGGAGAGAGUGAAACUGCCGGUCAAGUGGAUGGCUCCAGAGAGCCUCAGUGAUGGACACUUCUCUGAGAAGAGUGACGUGUGGUCGUAUGGAGUGACAAUGUGGGAGAUAUUCAGUGGAGGGAAGGCCCCAUAUCCAGGAACUGAUCCCCACACUCUCAUACAGAGUCUUGAACAGGGCUACCGGAUGCCUCAACCUCACAACACUGUCUGCAGCGAGGAAAUAUAUGGGAUAAUGAUUGAGUGUUGGCACAUGGCUCCAGAAGACAGACCAACUUUCAAGGAGCUCUACUCUAGUGUCUCGCAGUCUAUUGAACGUGAUGCAGGCUACCUGCAGUUUGGAUUUAACCCUUUCACUGAGGGUGGGGGAGAGGGAGUGGGAGGCGAUGGGGAAGAGGGUGAAGAAGAGGGUGUUGGGAAGGGGGGAGGAGGAGAAGGGGAGGGAGAGGGGCAAGAGGAGGAAGAUGGAAAGGAAGGACAGAAGAUUGGUUCUGGUGUGUCCAUCGAGGUCAUUCCACCAUCGCUGGAUACCAAUGGAGCACAUACUCUGUUUAGUAAUUCCCACACUGACUGAAAAAAUAGAACCCUCUCUCUAUCUUUCUCGUCACUGUUUUAGCUUUUGUUUGACCAAUAGCUAUAAUCAGUGUUCACUAGCAUAGCAUCUAUUUUAUCCUUCUGUUGUCUGCAUUAUUAACUAA
Molecule: messenger RNA, 4828 nt
Organism: Geodia barretti
Lineage: Eukaryota; Metazoa; Porifera; Demospongiae; Tetractinellida; Geodiidae
Source: the annotation of a GenBank genome assembly